AUGCGGUCGCUACUUCUAUCCUCGACGUUAUGCCUGUUCGCACACGCGCAGCAGCAUGGUAUCUCUCCGCGCCUCGAUAGUCGCACCGAAGCAAAAGAUGCCUUCAUCGACGACCUGCUUUCGCAAAUGGAGAUCCCGGAUCUUGUCCAACAGCUACACCUCACCUUCGCCGACAAUGUCAUCGGCCCUGCUUCAGACAACUCCCUCUACGACUUCGAACUGCGCUUCACGCCCAAUGCCUCGAUAGGCCACAUGCACGACUGGUACCCGCUCAACAAGACCUACUACAACGAACUGCAACGUCUCAACAUCGAGAGCUCGAGACUCAAAAUCCCAUUCUUGCAUUGGGCAGAGUGCCUUCAUGGUGUAGGCAGCUUUAACCAAAGCAUGUUUCCGCAGGCCCUUGCGCUUUCGAACAGCUGGGAUACCGAGCUAGUGCACCGCGUUGGAAGAGCGAUUGCCGCCGAAGCACGGAGCAUCGGUGUGCAAGCAUGUCUUGCGCCUGUGCUCGAUCUGUGCAAGGACCCGCGCUGGGGCCGGUGUCAAGAGGACUGGGGCGAAGAUAAGGUUUUGACGUCGCAUAUGGGUGUUGCUUUUGCGAGUGGCUUGUCGAAGAAUGGAAGUUGGGCGGAGAGUGAUGCUGUGGCUCCAGUGAUGAAGCAUUUUGCAGCGCAUGGGACGCCACAAGGUGGCAGCAAUGGUGCGCCGUUUAUGGGCCACGGGAAUCGCGAGGUGCUUGAGGAGCAUCUACUGCCAUUCAAGAGUGUGGUAGAUAAGGGCGGCGUGAGGGGCGUGAUGAUGGCAUAUCAUGAGCUGGACGAUGUGCCCAGCCAUGUCAACCCUAUGCUUUAUAAGCAGUUGGAGGAAUGGGGAUUCGAUGGAUUCGUCACUGCUGAUGACACCGGCAUGAAACAGUUGCAGGUCGGACACCAGGUCGCUGACUCGCCGGCCGAUGCUAUCGCACAAUACUACAAUGCCGGAGGAAUGGUCCAGUUCUACGAUUAUCCUCUCUACACGCUUCUCAACGCUACUCAGGAUCUGAUUGCCAACGGCACCGUUAAUGAAGCCCUACUACGAGGAAAGGUCAAGAAGGUUCUCAGUGUCAAGUACGACCUCGGUCUCUUCAACGAUCCUUAUAUUCCCGAUGACGUGGAUCCUUACCAGCUUACAAAAGACCAUGUGCCUUUGACCUUGGAGUCCGCACAGAAGAGCAUCGUGCUAUUGGAAAAUAGAAACAAAACCCUUCCUUUGAGCAAAGACAAUGGAAACAGUCAGACUAUUGCGCUGAUUGGCCCGUUUGGUGAUAUCCUCAACUACGGCGAUUAUUCUGGUCAAUACGGGAUGGCCCCUGUAGCCAAUUCUACAACCCUCCAGCAAGGCAUCUUGAACCAUCUUGGAGGCACCGGCGGGAAGCUGGUGGCCAGUAUGGGCGCGAACACCUGGCUGUAUAAUGCACAUUACCCUAUCCCGCCCUAUCACUUGUCGGUCAAUGGCUCUUCCGGGGGCUUAAAAGCCACUUACUACGCGGACACAAAUUUUAGUCAGCCGAUAGUGAAGAGGGUAGAGACGCCGGUAGGUUCUUGGGGUCUGUACCCGCCACCCGGUCUGCCAUCCAACAACUUCAGCGUUGUAUGGGAAGGCGAACUGGUGCCGGCAGUCGACGACGACGUAGAUGGAUGGCUAGGGGUCGCUUUGGGCGCCAACACCACCGCGAAGAUUUACGUAGACGGGAAACUGCACGUCGAUGUUCCGUCGACAACAGCCGGCAACAUCCUGUCCAACAUCCCCGAGCGCUCCUACUCAAUAAACAACAGCACGCAAGCUCCGCCCGGCUCCGAGCCAUUCACAUUCAAGAAAGGCACAAUCUACCACAUCCGCUUGGAAUACCAGACCUGGAACCUAUACCAGAAGAUCGAAAACCUCGGCUCCCUAAACUCCCAAGUCUACCUCUUCUGGAACCUCGUCGACCGCAAGUCUCCCAUCGAGAAAAGUGUGUCCAUCGCUCAAGAUGCCGAUGUCAUCGUCCUCGCUCUAGGCGGCGCAUGGAACAGCGACGGCGAAUCCGGCGACCGCGGCACCAUGGGCUUCGCCGCGAACCAAACCGCCCUCGCAGACGCCAUCUUCGCGCUCAACAAGCCCGUCAUCCUCGUCCUCCACGGCGGCCGCCCCUUCGCCGUCCCGCAAUACUACUCCCGCGCAGCCGCCGUCGUAGACGCGAAUUUCCCAGGCCAAAGCGGCGGCCAGGCCAUCGCAGACGUGCUCUUCGGCACGGUAAAUCCCGGCGGGAGAUUAACGGUGAGCGUGCCCGUGCACGAGGGGCAGCUCCCCGUCUACUACAACUACAAGCAGACCGCGAAGAAGAAGUGGUACACCGACAUUGAGUCGUUGCCGUACUAUCCCUUCGGCCACGGCCUGUCGUACACCACGUUCAACAUCUCAAACUACCGAGGCGCCACUUCUGCUGGCAGCACUUCGAACUUCACUGCGGGAGAUACGCUUGUGUUCGAAGCCGAUGUCACGAAUACGGGGGAUGUGGUCGGGAGCUACGUCGCGCAGGUGUAUUUGCUGCAACGCGUGAGUCAGAUUUCGCAGCCGCUGAAGCAGCUAGUAGCGUUUCAGAGGGUGUAUGUUGAGCCGGGGAGCACGGUGACGGCGCGGAUGGAGGUCGAGGUUGGGAGGUAUCUGAGGAUGCUGGAUAGGGGGUAUGAGUGGGUUGUUGAGAAGGGGAUGUAUACGUUUGCGAUGCUGGAGAAUGGCGGGUGGGAUGCGCUGUGGAAUGCGGAUGCGGGGGGGAACGUCACGAUGAAGUGUCUGGGCUAG
Didymosphaeria variabile is the source of this 2820-nucleotide messenger RNA. RefSeq lists its product as uncharacterized. The transcript has 2 exons. The record is from RefSeq and is a predicted model, not a curated record. Lineage: Eukaryota; Fungi; Ascomycota; Dothideomycetes; Pleosporales; Didymosphaeriaceae. Gene Ontology annotation, cellular component: plant-type cell wall. Bases 1 to 2820 code for a protein of 939 amino acids. Gene Ontology annotation, molecular function: alpha-L-arabinofuranosidase activity; xylan 1,4-beta-xylosidase activity. Gene Ontology annotation, biological process: xylan catabolic process; arabinan catabolic process.